UUGUUUCCUUCAAUUCAGUAGUUGAGCAUUAGAGUAGUAAAUUUUUACACCAUUUUUGCAUGUAGUCAGGAAUUCAGGAAACAUACACGCGUAAAACGUAAUGUAAACAAACUCAUGAACGUAUGCUUAUAUAAUAAUUUCGUUCGAUGGUGAAAGACGAAAGUAUCCGGUAGUCGCUACUUCAAGUAAUUUUGACUUGUCUGUGGGCUUCAAAAUGAAAUUAUUAUACAAAAUAUAUCUAUAGUGAAGUAUUAUGAAAUUCCCAAAAAUGUGUGUUUGUUUGUUGUUGUUUUUUAUCACUAGGUAUUUUUUAAUGAAAAAUUUAGGCUCUGAAAAUACCCAGAUUCAUACAUCAUGUCAGACGAUGAGAAUCUUCGUCAAAUGUUCAACGCCAUAGAACGUGAUUGUUUGGCUCCAGAUGAAUUACCAGAUUCGGUGUUGAAUGAUUCCUCAGCUCAUCAAAUAAAGGAGCUGGAUGGGACUUCUUGUAAUAGAGUGGAAACAGCUCGUAUCGAUUUGGAAGAUAAAAAUACAUACGUCCAACAAUUCAUUCCACGUUUAGAAGACAUGGCUACUCUUGUAGCAACUUUAGAAACGUUAAAUUAUUACUACACGACUCAAUGUAUCGCAAACUUCGAUCAUCUUAAAUAUGUGAACAAAGUAAUCGAUAAAUUGAUGGUACCAAAUCGCAUCACGAAAAAAAUCGAAGCACUUUGUGCUCAGAUGAAAAAAGAACUAUGGUUUCUUAGAUCUGAAAUUCAGAAAUGGAGCCGUGUAUACGAUUACGAUUCGUGUUCGUAUUUUUAUCUCUACGGAUUGGUUUGGGACUCGAGUGGCCACAUUAACGAAAAAAAAACGACAGAGAAAGCUUUAUCGAGUUCGAGACAUUUGAAUGAUGCCGAUUUCGUAUUCGAAAAAAUGACUAAACACUGUUUAGUUAAUUAUAUAAUGGAUUUUCCUCUGGAUUCAUUGAGUAAAGAAUUCAUCAGAACUGUGGAAGAACGACAAUUUUCCGAACAUGAACUAACAUAUUACUGGAUAAAAUGUAAAACAAGGAAUACUCUUGAUAGAUACAGCACAAGGUACUAUCAGUAUGAAUUGGCUUUAACUGAUGUGCUUCGUUCGUUGAAACUGGCUAUCAGCAGUAAAUAUCAAUGGUCUGCGUACGAAUACUUCUGGAAUUUUUUCAAUGAAAACGAUCAAGUGGAAAUGACCAGGAAUUUAAUUCGAAACGAUAAUUACAGAAAAUACCAGAAGAUUUUAUUCUCGAAAUUGAAUAAAAAUCAGCUCAAUCGUUUAUAUUCUGAAGCCCCUCUUACCAUUAUUGUCAACUUUUUAUCUUUGGGAGAACUCGAGCUAGCGAAAGCGACUUGGGAUCGUAUCAAGGUGACCAUCGAAUGUGAAAAAUACGAAGUACUACUUGAACGAACCUGGGAGAAUCCAAAAUUAGAUGAAGAAGACCGUUUGCAAUUUUCAAUUUAUUCAUGGAACACAGCACCCUCAAAUCUAAUUGAGUACCUGAUAAAUGUGAAAAAUUGUCAAAUUACGGACAAACUUUUAAAAGGAGAACCAAUGCUUGAAAGUUCCAGUAGGUGUAAAUUUCUAAAAUCUGUUUUGUCUCGAACAACUCUCGAAUUCAAACAGAAAUUUUUGCUGCAAGCUGGUCCAUGUUUAAUAUUGAAUCAUCCGGAUGUGUUCAUUUCACUGAUUAAUCACUGUUUGAACGAAAUUGACAGCUUGACAGUCAGAGAAAAUUUACUUAUUGAAGCGAUGGAGUCGAGUCCACCAGCUGGAAUUAUGCACCGUUUUCGAGAUUUAUUUUACUCGAGUCGUGAAGAAUUUAACGAAUUCCUCGAGUUAUUCACUUUGAAACCAACUUUACAGACACAAUUCAAGGAGUGUUUGUUACGAUCUGAAUUACUAAUCACCAAAGUACUUUGGAAAGUUGGUAAUUGGGAAAAAUUGUUUCAAUUUAUAGACGAGUUGUUUCCGACCCUAGAAGUAGCUAGGUAUCAAAAAAGGAAUGUUGUUUUUACUUUUUUGCAGACUCACUGCAGCACUUAUCGUGAUUGUUACCGACCAAAUGGCGAUGAAAAGUUUACCGAAAUUGAUAAUCUCUUAAAUCAAGUUCUUACACCUCAAGAAGUAAUCACUGCCAAGGAAAAUAUAGCCAAUAGUUUUCUGGGUGGUUAUUUUAGAUCUUUGAAAAGAAUGAAUGUGCAGAGAUUUGCCGAGUGGUGUUACUGCGGUGAUGAAGAAAAGAUAGAGGGAUUCAGACGUUCGCUUCCAAUUGAUGAAUUAUUUCAAGCUCUUUUGAGCGAAAUAGUUGAACGACACGUUAAUGGCAGAGAUGUAGAGUUAUCGUUUUCAUCAUUAGACGAAAUCUUACGUUGGAAAUUUUCAUCGAACAGAAGUGAAAUAAAAAAAUUCAAGUCGCGUGAAUUAAACAUAAUCAUGAAGAGAAAGAGAGAGAAGGACUAUUUGUGGAAAAAGGGGACAUAUCCGUCUAUCGCGGAGGAAAUUAUUGAAUGGGUUUUCCACAGCGAUAGUCGUCAGAUUCGAAAAUUUAAGCAACGUUACUCAAAAAGAGAUAUGAUGAAGAUUAUUCACUGGCUGCAUUUGUCAGAAGAGACCACCGACUGCGGAGAGUACUACCAUCAUACCAGCGAUGAAUCAGAUGGUGGAAGUCGCCAUCGUCCUAUUCUUACUGACGAUGAAUUAGACACUGACUAUACCGAUAGCGAUAGUGAGUUUGAUGGGGUUCACUCUGACUAUGAAAAUCAUCAUAGCAUGAGUGAAGAGUCUGACUAGAGUUCGACUGAUUCUUAUUAAUAUUAAUUUAUAGAAUUUAUACCAUGUUUACAUUUUUUACUGAUUCUUAUUAAUAUUAAUUUAUAGAAUUUAUACCAUGCUUACAUUUUUUAUCUAACUUUAAGAUAUGUACAAUGUGAUAAUAUUAUUUAAUAUGUGUGGAUUGAAAGGUUCACAUUUCGUCCAGUUGUUUAUCGUUGACUAGCACAUAUUUAUACCUAUUUUUACAAGGUUUUUGAUUUGAUUGAUUUUGUAUUUGUACAUAUUAUAAUAUGAACUCUUUC
Planococcus citri (citrus mealybug) is the source of this 3095-nucleotide messenger RNA. RefSeq lists its product as uncharacterized. The transcript is spliced from 3 exons. Bases 355 to 2811 code for a protein of 818 amino acids. Lineage: Eukaryota; Metazoa; Arthropoda; Insecta; Hemiptera; Pseudococcidae. The record is from RefSeq and is a predicted model, not a curated record.